Catharus ustulatus (Swainson's thrush) is the source of this 1990-nucleotide messenger RNA. RefSeq lists its product as uncharacterized. The record is from RefSeq and is a predicted model, not a curated record. Gene Ontology annotation, biological process: N-acylphosphatidylethanolamine metabolic process. Gene Ontology annotation, cellular component: cytoplasm. Bases 14 to 1861 code for a protein of 615 amino acids. Gene Ontology annotation, molecular function: A2-type glycerophospholipase activity; glycerophospholipid phospholipase A1 activity. The transcript is spliced from 9 exons. NCBI's taxonomy places the organism in Eukaryota, Metazoa, Chordata, Aves, Passeriformes, Turdidae.
GCACGCUCCUGAGAUGGGACAGGAGAACAGCAAACCCCAGCCUGGGGACCUGAUCGAGAUCGACAGGCCAUUUCAUCAGCACUGGGCCCUCUACAUGGGGGAUGGAUAUGUCAUCCACUUGACACCUGUAGGUAAACAGAAGUUAAAACUGGGAGCCCAUGAGGAUCCAGUACUCACCAGACUGGUGAAGAAGCAGCGUCUGAAGAAGGUGGUGCGACUUAAUAAGUGGCGUGUCAACAACAAAUCUGAUGAGUCCCAAAAGCCUCUGCCAGUGAAAGAGAUCAUCUCUCGUGCUGCAGUGUAUAUGGGCAAGGUGAUGAAAUAUCGUUCAAUUGGUAGGAACUGUGAGCAUUUUGUGAAAAAACUCCGCUAUGGAGAAGCAGUCUCUGAGCAGCACAUGGCAUUUGUAGGUAGAAAAUUGCGCAUUCUUGAUAUGAGAGAUAAUGAGGAAUGCCCAAAGCCUGGGGACCUGAUUGAGAUCAAACGGGUACAUUAUGAUCACUGGGCCCUCUACGUGGGUGAUGGAUAUGUCAUCCAUGUGACACCUGUAGAUGAAGGAGUCCCAUCCAUGUCAGCUGGCAAUGAGACUGUACUCAUCGUAAAGGUUGUAAAGGAGCUUCUGAAGGAGGUGAUUGGAAAUGAUGCCUGGGCUGUCAACAACAAGUAUGACCAGUACCGCCAUCCUCUGCCCAUGGAGGAGAUCAUCCAGCAUGCUGAGGGUUGCAUUGGCAAGGAGAUGGCAUACGAUAUGUUUGACUUCAAAGCUGACGAUUUUGUGACAAAACUCCGCUAUGGUGGCCAGGUGUGGGUUUUUUCAGAUGGUGAAAUGUGCAUUCCUGAUAUGAGAGAUGAUGAGGAGUACCCAAAGCCUGGAGACCUGAUUGAGAUCAAACGAGGACAUUAUGAUCACUGGGCCCUCUACGUAGGAGAUGGAUAUGUCAUCCAUGUGACACCUGUAGAUGAUGGAGGCCCAUCCCUAUCAGCCAAAAGUGGGACAAUACUGAUUAUAAAGGUUGUGAAGGAGCUCCUGAAAGAGGUGGUUGGAAAUGAUUCCUGGACUGUCAACAACAAAUAUGACAGUUGCUGCCCUCCUGUACCCAUGGAGGAGAUCAUCUGGCGUGCUGAGCGUUGCAUUGGCGAGGAGAUAGCAUAUGAUGUGUUUGACUUCAAAGCUGAUGAUUUUGUGACAAAACUCCGCUAUGGUGGCCAGCAGAAGGCUUUUAUAGCUGGUGAGUCAUACAUUCUUGAUAUGAGAAAUGACAAGGAAUACCCCAUCCCUGGGGAUCUGAUUGAGAUCGACCGGCCACUUUACCAGCACUGGGCCCUGUAUGUGGGGAAUGGUUAUGUCAUCCAUGUGACACCUAUAGGUGAAAAUUCUCCGCCUGCAUCGCAUGCCAGUGUGACAUUACUUACUAAAAAGGCGAAGGUGAAGAAAGAGCUCCUGGAGGAGGCUUCUAAAAAGGAUAACUGGCGUGUCAAUAACAAGUAUGACCUCUAUCGCAAGCCUUUCCCUGUGGAGGAGAUCAUCCGGCGUGCUGAGCGCCAAAUUGACAGGGUUGUGCUCUAUUUUUUGUUCUACAAGAAUUGUGAGCACUUUGUGACAGAGCUCCGCUAUGGAGAGGGAGUCUCUGAGCAGGCCAUGACAGCACUUGCAAAGAUCCGUUCCACAAUUGGUACAGUGUUGGCUGGGGUAGGAGCUGCUGGUGUUUCUGGUCUGGCUGGUCUUAUUUCUCCACCUGUUCUUCCUGUUGUGGCUGCUAAUUGUGUUACUGCUUUUUCCGCUAUCCUUUCGAUGAAUCCCUUCAUUCUAGAAAAAUUCAUAAAGGCAAAGAUCUAUAUACUACAACAGAGGUGCUGUUAGAAAGAGCUCAAGGAAGGCAUGGAAUCACUGGUCACUGCCCAGCUUCUGCCACAAAUAUAAUGAAGACUUACUAGAAGUUACUGUGAUAAUGAAGUCAAAGGCGUAUUAAAAUGUAAAUAUCCAAACUCA